This is a messenger RNA of Telopea speciosissima, 2033 nucleotides long. RefSeq names its product eukaryotic peptide chain release factor GTP-binding subunit ERF3A. Gene Ontology annotation, biological process: translation. The record is from RefSeq and is a predicted model, not a curated record. The transcript has 19 exons. Lineage: Eukaryota; Viridiplantae; Streptophyta; Magnoliopsida; Proteales; Proteaceae. Bases 125 to 1696 code for a protein of 523 amino acids. Gene Ontology annotation, molecular function: GTP binding; translation release factor activity; GTPase activity. Gene Ontology annotation, cellular component: translation release factor complex.
CCCUGGGGCUUGCGGUGUUUUUUUCCGCGCUCUCACUGCCCUUUAUUCCUUUCCUCUUUUCCCCAUCGUUCUCUCUGCUACUGAGAACCCUAAGAGUGCGUAGCGAGUAUAUAGACUCUUCACGAUGGAUAUAGAUGCUGAGAUCGAGUCUAGCAUUAGGUCGCUGCAGUUGGACUCUUCAGAGGGCAAUAACGAAGUGGUUGCUUCAGAUGAAGUUAAAGCAGAAGAGAGUGAGAAAUGGGAUACAAUGGAAGAAGAUCUCAAGGAUGAGGUGGUUUCAGAUCACAAGGAUGAGCCCCCGUCAAACUCUAAGCCAUUGCAUGUGGAGCCAAAAGUUAAAGAUAAAGAAAUGACUGCUCUAGUAGAUGUUGAAGAUAAAGAUAGCAAAGAAGAAAACAAGAAGCGACAUCUGAAUGUUGUAUUUAUUGGCCAUGUUGAUGCUGGUAAGUCCACGACUGGAGGGCAGAUACUUUUCCUUAGUGGUCAGGUUGACGAUCGAACAAUCCAGAAAUAUGAGAAAGAAGCAAAGGAAAAGAGUCGAGAAAGUUGGUACAUGGCAUAUAUCAUGGACACAAAUGAGGAGGAGCGUGUAAAGGGAAAGACAGUGGAGGUUGGUAGAGCACAUUUCGAGACGGAAGCCUCAAGGUUUACCAUUCUGGAUGCACCGGGUCACAAAAGUUAUGUUCCAAACAUGAUCAGUGGGGCAUCUCAAGCAGAUGUUGGAGUCCUGGUAAUCUCUGCUCGUAAAGGUGAAUUUGAAACUGGAUAUGAGAGAGGUGGGCAGACCCGUGAACAUGUCCAACUUGCAAAGACUUUGGGUGUAUCUAAGUUGCUUGUUGUUGUCAACAAAAUGGAUGAUCCUACUGUGGGAUGGUCUAAAGAAAGGUAUAAUGAAAUAGAAUCAAAGAUGAUACCUUUCCUAAAAUCAUCAGGUUACAAUGUGAAGAAAGAUGUUCUAUUCCUUCCUUUAUCUGGUUUAGUUGGUUCUAAUAUGAAAACUAGAGUCGAGAAGAGUGUGUGCCCGUGGUGGAAUGGUCCGUGCCUAUUUGAAGCUUUAGAUGCCAUAGAACUUCCUCCACGAGAUCCAAAAGGCCCAUUGAGGAUUCCGAUUAUUGACAAAUUUAAAGAUAUGGGAACUGUUGUUAUGGGGAAGAUAGAGUCUGGUAGCAUUCAUGAGGGUGAUAGCUUGUUGGUCAUGCCAAAUAAGGCCCAUGUUAAAGUGAUUGCUGUACAUUGUGAUGAGAAUAAAGUAAGACGUGCAGGCCCUGGUGAAAAUGUCCGUGUAAAAUUGUCUGGGGUUGAAGAAGAGGACGUAUUGUCUGGUUUCGUCUUGUCAUCUGCUGUGAAACCAAUAGUUGCAGUUUCAGAGUUCGAUGCCCAGUUGCAGAUCCUUGAGCUAUUGGAAAAUGCAAUUUUCACUGCUGGUUACAAGGCGGUACUGCAUAUUCAUUCUGUUGUUGAGGAGUGUGAGAUUGUUGAGCUGUUGCAGCAAAUUGAUCCAAAGACCAAAAAACCUAUGAAGAAGAAGGUUCUUUUUGUCAAGAAUGGUGCUGUUGUUGUUUGUCGUGUACAGGUCAACAACUUAAUUUGCAUAGAGAAGUUCGCUGAUUUUCCACAGCUUGGAAGGUUUACUCUUCGUACUGAAGGGAAAACAAUUGCAGUGGGGAAAGUUACUGGUCUUCCAAAUACGGCAUAGUUGGUAAGGGGUAUCAUGAAUGCUGGUUUUGCAGUAGAAUGCAACAACUCUUGCAUGAGUGUGGGGAAAGGAACACCAAAGUGAUGCCACAAGCGAACGCUCUUGGAUAAUGGAAUGCAAGAUACUAUAAUAGCAUAGUAGAGUUUGUGCUGUGGCAGUUUUUUGAAGAGUUUGCUAAAUGGUUACUGGUUUCUAGUCUGUGGAUGCCAUUCUUUUCUUCGAGGCUUCAAGUUUUGAAUGUUCUGGUUUUCCCAUGGGUCUGUCAGAUUUCACUGGUUUAUACAGAAGACGAAUUCUUGAUUUCUUUUAGAUUACAUAUGCUGAGGUAUUAUUGCAA